Athalia rosae (coleseed sawfly) is the source of this 757-nucleotide messenger RNA. RefSeq lists its product as uncharacterized. The coding region runs from base 15 to 419 and encodes 134 amino acids. NCBI's taxonomy places the organism in Eukaryota, Metazoa, Arthropoda, Insecta, Hymenoptera, Athaliidae. The record is from RefSeq and is a predicted model, not a curated record. The transcript is spliced from 2 exons.
GUGUUUGCAAAUCGAUGCACGAAUACCCCAAGAUGUUCGAAUCAGUAUAUAAAGCCCGCCUGCAAACCGAAAAGUAUCACACAGUCUUCAAAGCUUCUCAUCGACUCUUCAGUCUCAAAGCAAAACAAACAAUCAACAUGAAAUUCUUCGUUGCUGCUAUGCUCUUGGCCCUCGUCGCCGUCGCCCUGGCCGAUACCAAGCCCCAGGAAGUCGAAUCUGUCGAGCCAUCCGACGCCCAGGUCAGAGACAAGCGCGGGGUUCUUCUGGGUGCUGCCGCUUACACCGCACCUGUAGCAUACAGUGCUUACACCGCACCUGUUGCUCCAGUUGCCUAUUCCGCAUACAGUGCCCUACCGUACGCUUACUCGGCAUACCCUUACUACGCAUCCGCCUACAGCGCGCCUUACAUCGUCGGUUAGAAUCCGAUCUACCGAUCUUCGCCGGUCCGAAGAAUUACGACGACAUGCAACUUGCAAUUAAUUAAGUGAACGUUGACCAUUUUUUUCAAAAACUCAACCGACCAACAACACGGUCUUCAUUAUUCUUCAGUCUUAUAUCUUUUCAUGAAGCAACAAAUUCGAAAAGGAAACUACAGCUACAUUUCAACUGGUGCAAUUUUCUCACCCAGUGCAAAUUGAAUGGAAAAUCUUCAAUCCGGAAACAAGGAGAAAAAAUUGUCAACGAUCCUAUGAUUAUUCCGCUAUGUAUUAUAUUGUAAAAUAAUUGAAAAAUUAAAAAGAAUUAUUCACUGCAAAAA